Molecule: messenger RNA, 690 nt
Organism: Trypanosoma grayi
Lineage: Eukaryota; Euglenozoa; Kinetoplastea; Trypanosomatida; Trypanosomatidae
Product: cytochrome b-domain protein
Exons: 1
Coding region: 1-690 (229 amino acids)
Cellular component (GO): intracellular membrane-bounded organelle; membrane
Molecular function (GO): heme binding
Source: RefSeq, a predicted model, not a curated record
AUGGCGGCGACAGUCUUUACACGCGCUGAGGUGGCGAAGCACAACGCCAAGGAGAGCGGCUGGCUGAUCAUCCACAAUGAGGUGUACGACGUGUCGGAGUUCUACGACGACCACCCCGGCGGCCGCGACGUGCUGCUGCACCACAUCGGCGGUGACGCCACCGAGUCGUUCGACGCCGUGAACCACAGCAGGGGCGCGCGCAUGCUGCUGCAGCGCAAGAAGAUCGGCGUGCUCGACACCCCACAGGAAACGGCGCCCUGCAUGCGGCUCAGCGAAGUGGUGGAGACGCAGCAGAAGGCGAAAGAGAAGUCCGCCAAUGCGUGCUGGGUGGUGAUCAAGAACAAGGUGUACGACCUCACGGAGUUUCUCGAUCUCCACCCUGGCGGCCGCGACGUGCUGCUCUGGCAGUCCGGCACAGACGCCUCCAAGGCAUAUGAGGAAAUCGGCCACAGCAGCGGAGCGAAGCUUAUGAUGAAGAAGUACUUCGUCGCCGACCUGAACCCUGACGACAGGCGCGCUGCCGCUGCGGCGAAACCAGUGGCGGAGGGUGGUGCUUCCAACAGCAAGAGCAGCACCUUCAAUAAGAAGUCUAAUGACUCCUUGCACGCUUUCAUCAUGGCGCAGGUGCAGUUCGGAUUGAUGAUACUGGUGGGGGUGGCCGCGGUGGUGUACGUGUUUAUGCGCCUCUGA